Molecule: messenger RNA, 294 nt
Organism: Theileria orientalis strain Shintoku
Lineage: Eukaryota; Apicomplexa; Aconoidasida; Piroplasmida; Theileriidae
Product: ubiquitin-like protein
Exons: 3
Coding region: 1-294 (97 amino acids)
Biological process (GO): protein sumoylation
Cellular component (GO): nucleus
Molecular function (GO): ubiquitin-like protein ligase binding; protein tag activity
Source: RefSeq, a predicted model, not a curated record
AUGGACGAGAACAACAACAAUAAGGAGAACCAGCAAGUUGAUCCGGACAACGAACACAUCCAGCUAAAAGUGAGAUCACCAGACGGCUCGGAAGUGUAUUUUAAAAUAAAGAAGAAGACGAAGUUGGAGAAACUGAUGAACACGUACUGCAAUAGAUUAGGACAAUCGCCGGAAGCAGUGCGAUUCCUGUUCGACGGAGACCGCAUAAAGGGGGAUUCGACUCCCGAGGAGUUGGGAAUAGAAAACGGGGACAUUAUAGACGCAAUGGUCCAGCAAACAGGAGGGUGGAGUUAG